GCCCUUUUUGCGUUCCAUAGUAAUGAUUGUUACUUUUUAUAAACAUCGGUUCUCGUCUAAACAUGUCUGGUGUUUUAUUUGAAGAUAUUUUUGACGUGAAGGAUAUUGAUCCUGAUGGUGUUAAAUUUGACAGAGUUUCGCGUUUGUUUUGUGAGAGUGAAAGCUUCAAGAUGGACCUCAUUCUUGACGUGAACACGCAGCUGUAUCCAGUCGAGUUUGGAGAUAAAUUCCGAUUGGUUUUAGCGACCACUUUGAGAGAAGAUGGAUAUCCUGAUGACGGCGAGUAUGCGCCGAUUGACGACGGUACUCCAACGAGGGCAGAGAGUUUUGAAUAUGUAAUGUAUGGGAAGGUGUACAGAAUUGAAGGGGACGAGAACAUAACUGAUGCUGCCACCAAAUUAUCAGCGUACAUUUCUUAUGGCGGUCUGUUGAUGCGAUUACAAGGUGACGCAAACAACUUGCAUGGAGUUGAACAGGACAUGCAUGUCUACCUUUUGAUGAAAAAACUUGCUUUUUGAUUGUUAUUAUUUUUUUCAUUUUAAUUAUUCUCAUUACACUUAUUGUUAUUAUUGUUAUUAAUAUGUAUUUUGUAUAUUUCAAGCCCAGGGAAAUAUAAUUAUAAACUCUUGCAUUGAAUAUAGUCACGACAUAACUGUUGAUCAAUUAUUAAUAAUAAAUUAUCAUUUUGUGGCUAUUUUCAUUACAGUAUUAUAAUUUUGUAUAUAUUAAAUGUCCAGGACAAUAUACAAUUAAUGACGAUUAAUGUAGUUAUUCUGUACUGUAUUUUUUGCAUUUACAAUACACUGGGCAUAUCAAGAUCAAAUAUUAAUAAUGGUAAUAAUAAUAAUAAUGAUGAUAAUACAAAUGAUACAGUAGUAUGAAUUUGGGCAGUGUAAGUAUUAUUUAAGAACAAAAUUCUGGGAAGGGUGUAUGUUUAAAAUGUAAAUUUGUAACUAGUAUUCUGGCAUUAAAAAGAUUCAUGUGGAAAAUAAAGAAAUACAGUAUUUGGUGCAUGAUAAAAGUUUUCAAUAAAUCUUAAUUUUAUGUAUUUCACAUACUACAUUAUUUAAAUUAUGUUUUGAACUCUUGUGAAAUGCUACCCCAAUGGCUAACAAAUUAAUUAUCUUCCUCUACAGCAUCCCCAAUAAUAGAGGGAAUAUUGGUUUUAGUCUAUGGUAAGUCCUUUUAAGGGGGUGGGGAUAUUAAAGGACACCCCCAUUGUCCUGUUCUGCACAUUAUGUUCUGUUUUGUACAUUACAAUAAUUAAACAAAAAAAACUGAUUUGACAUGUAUUUAAGCAAACAUGUUUAAAUUUUUACUGAAUAAAAAGUGACCAACAAAAUGAAAAA
Molecule: messenger RNA, 1349 nt
Organism: Anneissia japonica
Lineage: Eukaryota; Metazoa; Echinodermata; Crinoidea; Comatulida; Comatulidae
Product: DNA-directed RNA polymerases I, II, and III subunit RPABC3-like
Exons: 4
Coding region: 63-518 (151 amino acids)
Biological process (GO): DNA-templated transcription
Cellular component (GO): RNA polymerase III complex; RNA polymerase II, core complex; RNA polymerase I complex
Molecular function (GO): DNA-directed RNA polymerase activity
Source: RefSeq, a predicted model, not a curated record